CAAACAGAACCGGUCCGCAGGUUCGUAACAAACUGAGGGACGUUUCCGGACACUUCAAGACCUUGCUUCCUCUCCUAGGACGCCCACCUGGAUCUUGCUCGGACGCAAACUGAAAGGUCAGCGUCGUUCCUACCCGCACUAGCAUAGGAGUGUUUGUGUUCAUUCUAAUCAGCCAGUCGAACUGGGACUUCUGUGUUGGCCAAGUCCGGUGGAAACUGCGCUUCUGGCACCAGCCAUCAGGGCCGGCUUUCUGGACACGCUCUUUCGUUUGCCGAUUUACUAAUAUUCAGCCGCUUGUGCUCGUUUCAUGACGUGGCUACGUUCAGGUGUAAACAUCACUGCGCAACUACAGUGCGCAACUACAGUGCACAACUACACUGCGGCUGCGUUACAGACGACUCCACACCAACGGUCUUGCCACCAACGAGCCAGGCGUUGGUGGACAGAUGCAGCGAGACUUCGAAAAAAAACGCUAAGAAAGCGCAACGCGAUUUGCCGGCAACUUCUCUGGCGUUUUUCCUUGCACACUUGCCCCAUGAGAAAUAACUGGUCCUCUGUAGUCACUUCUCAUCUGCAGCUACAUUCUUGAAGCCUCCUUCGUCACUGCUGCCGAGGGCCUCCUCUCGCGUGUCUGACUGGCUCCCGCAGCCCAAGAGUCGGAUACCGUGGAUGGCCUUCCGACCGUGAUCUGCCGUUGAUACACACUUGUUGGUGGGAGUAUUGUAACCGCCUUUAUCGUGUCUUCGAAGCAGUGAAUGACUCAUUCUUUUUGAGUAACCCAUCCGCCUCCAACACCGAGUCAGGGUGCCCCCGCUGUGUUGGGUGUCGCAGUCCCCCCGUCAGCCCCAUCAUCGAGAGUUUGCCAUGACGGCGCUCUGCGAAAACAUCCC
This is a messenger RNA of Toxoplasma gondii ME49, 890 nucleotides long. RefSeq lists its product as hypothetical. The transcript is spliced from 2 exons. The record is from RefSeq and is a predicted model, not a curated record. Bases 308 to 589 code for a protein of 93 amino acids. Lineage: Eukaryota; Apicomplexa; Conoidasida; Eucoccidiorida; Sarcocystidae.